ACAGUUUGCAGCCAUACAUGUUGGGUAUGCCGCGCGAUGAAGAUUUUUAGUGUGUUUUGUGUAACCUUGGGGCGUACUGCAUGCAGUCUUGCUAUGUCGACUUGACUGGCUGGGGACAGUUGCACACUUUAUUGGUUUUGUACCUACCUAUUUUAAGAGAGACAGAGAGCUGGUUAUGCGAAAAGACAUAGCUAUGCAAGUAACGGAUGAGCUUCCUUGGGGACGAUGAAUGACGACGCGCGGAGUGACGUGACAUAGGGGGCCAAUGACUGGCCAAACUCCUACGUGCCCCACCCAUGAUCUGCUUCUGCGAGUUAAGGUCAGCAUCAACUCAGUCCAAGUCGGGGCUCUGCGAACGACACGAAGAUGUUGAUUCUCAGGCUUGGUGGCCGAAGGGCAUUGUUACAAUUAGAUCGAAUUUCCGGCAGCGGCAAUCGCCUACUUCAUGCGUUGUCGUCAUCAGCGUACCACCGGCCGUCGCCCAGGCAAACAUCUCUUCCUAUCAGCAACAAUACGAUCAACAGCCCGCUAUGCCCAUCCCUGGGAUGUGCCGCCCGCUAUACGUCCCAGCCUGGCGGCAAGCCGUCCGGCACGGCAAGCAAGAUCGCGGCGAAGCUCCCGACGCUACCGAAGAAUCUCCAUGAAGACAUCCGUACCCUGCCGAACCUACUGACGCUAUCGCGCCUCGUCGCUGCGCCCUUUGUCGGCUAUUUCAUCCUCCACGACCAGCAUGCUUGGGCACUGGGCCUGUUCGCGUACGCCGGCGUGACGGAUCUACUGGACGGCUGGAUCGCACGGCGAUGGAAGCAGCAGACGGUGGUCGGCACCAUCAUCGACCCAAUGGCCGAUAAGACACUCAUGACCAUCCUUACGGUGUGUCUGGCGGCGCAGGGGUCGCUUCCGGUAUGGCUCGCGACCAUCAUCCUCGGCCGCGAUGUCGGCCUGGCCAUGUCUGCUAUAUACUACCGUUGGGUCUCCCUACCGCCCCCCAAGACCUUUGCGCGAUAUUGGGACUUUUCUCUGCCCUCGGCCGAGGUCCGUCCCACGACCAUCAGCAAGUAUAAUACGUUCCUCCAACUCAUCCUUAUUGGCAUGACGACCGCCGCCCCGGUGUUCAGCUACGAUCUCUCAACACCGUUGGCCAUCAUGCAGUACGUUGUGGCCACCACGACAGUGUGGAGUGGCGCGAGCUACAUCUAUACUAAAGACGCGGUCAAGAUCUUGACGCCACCCACCAAGGUUUGAGAAGUCUCGCAGCUUCUCCAUCAGCUACCUCCGCUGAACGUAUAAGUUUUGCAACGCUGUCAACUAACUGAGGCAUUUGCUGCCCCAGUCAGCAGAGGGCCCUGGACGUCACAUACCAGGGAAACGAACAGCAAGGCCUUUGUAUUGUAAAACAUUUAACAUUUUCUCAAUUGGGUCUGGGAAGAAAACUU
This is a messenger RNA of Colletotrichum navitas, 1436 nucleotides long. Its product is annotated as CDP-alcohol phosphatidyltransferase. Gene Ontology annotation, biological process: cardiolipin biosynthetic process. The record is from RefSeq and is a predicted model, not a curated record. Gene Ontology annotation, cellular component: mitochondrion; membrane. The transcript has 4 exons. Lineage: Eukaryota; Fungi; Ascomycota; Sordariomycetes; Glomerellales; Glomerellaceae. Gene Ontology annotation, molecular function: cardiolipin synthase (CMP-forming) activity. The coding region runs from base 367 to 1245 and encodes 292 amino acids.